AUGGUGCUCUGUCGUGUUGCUAAAGUCGUUGCGACCAAACUCGAGGCUGACGAAAUCUCCAGGCUGAACUCGCGAGGCAAUCUCGUCGAACAGACCGUUAUCGGUCGUUGUAUGCGAUCGGCUUUCGAGUCCUAUAUACUCCGCCUGACAGGGGAUGGUAAGGCCGAGCUCAAGGGCGCGCCGGUACAGCCCGAGCUCGCCCAUGAUUAUGGCUCGGCAUCGUGGACCUCGAGCGAACCAGUCAACGCGACGGGCGCCAUGGCGAACAGUUUUCUAUCCAGUCAAUCUGGACUGUCCGACGAUUCGAUGUUCUCGUCUAACAGCGAGAGAUCGUCCGUUGCCGACGAUGAGCCUUGCUCGCCAGCGACCGAGGAGGAAGAAGAGUCGACGCUGCUAGAGGAUGGUCACCCGUCAGCUUGCUACCAGUAUCAAUGUCAACCCGCAAGCGCGUCGGCUUCACACUCACGCUUUGACAGUCGGCAGACGAGUCGUACUUCGGAGGUCUCCACGGACACAGAUGCGAGCUUUGACGAAGAACUACUGGGAAGCAUGUCCUGGCUCGACGUGGCCGCUCCUGCUUCGUCCUCUGCAUCUCGAUGGCAGAUUGCGUUCAGGAGCACGCAAGAUCAGGGUUUCAUGCGGUCUCAUCCCAGCCAACAUGCCUGCAUGAGCCCGCCGAAGCGCCGCACGUCUACCGUGACCGAAAAGAUCACCAUCGACCCGAGAGUCUCGCCUCUGCAUGCUCGAAGACGCGAGAGAGACUCGAGGGAGCAAGUCAGGCAGCCGUCGCCGACCAGACCAGCACAGCCAAAGCGCCGUACCAGCAAUGGGCGGCGCUUCUUACAGCUCUUUGCCGGUAAGGGCUUCACCAGCAAAGCAGAGCCAGAUGUGCAACGUAUACCCUCAGAGAAAAGUAUAUUCCCCCGGCGACAAUCACUCGUCGAAAGCAAGCGGACGAAUGAGAAGAGUGCUGCUAACAGCAGUAGCUCGCUCCUGACGCGUUCGAUCAACUCGAUACGCUCGGUGCCUAAUAUGCUUUCAUCUGCACCCGUGCAACACGCCGACUGGCACAAAUUUGCACAAGACCUAGAUGAAAGCGAGGGUGUCGAUGAGCAUCCCCGGCCGACUUCGCCUGGCGAGCUCCCUUGGCCCAGACUGUCCCUCCUGAAAGGCACAUCGAGCAACGGCGAAGUAGCGAGCAGCUCUGUGCAGCUCCAGACGUUUGCCUUUUCGCCCUCUGCACCCCAGAAAGCGAUUUUGCCACUGGCCAAGCCGAGACCAUCAGGCGUGCAGCCGACAUCCAGUGCGAUAGCAUGCAUACCCCCUCCCCCAUCAGUUCACGAUAUCGUGAGCGAGAUCAGCGAGAUCGAGCUGAUAGCCGAUGAUGCGGAACCCGUACCGGACGAGCAACCGAUAGUCCGAUUUCUGGCCAAUUCGAGUCACUUGCGCAUGCUCACGCUCGAAUUUGAGAUGAUGCGCCAUCGCAAGAUUGUGGCGCCUCUUCGUGGGCGUGCGGUCACCAUCGUGGUGGCGCCCCGACGCAAGCAUGCUCAGUCAACCAGUGCGAAUGCACGGGCGCCCUAUGCUUCGCCCGGUCCUUCGACAUUGAGGUUGGUAAUAUGUUGA
Messenger RNA from Mixia osmundae IAM 14324, 1626 nucleotides. RefSeq lists its product as uncharacterized. Lineage: Eukaryota; Fungi; Basidiomycota; Mixiomycetes; Mixiales; Mixiaceae. The transcript has 2 exons. Bases 1 to 1626 code for a protein of 541 amino acids. The record is from RefSeq and is a predicted model, not a curated record.